Nothoprocta perdicaria is the source of this 903-nucleotide messenger RNA. RefSeq names its product homeobox B2 (gene HOXB2). Gene Ontology annotation, biological process: regulation of DNA-templated transcription. The coding region runs from base 1 to 903 and encodes 300 amino acids. The transcript has 2 exons. Gene Ontology annotation, molecular function: DNA binding; DNA-binding transcription factor activity, RNA polymerase II-specific. Lineage: Eukaryota; Metazoa; Chordata; Aves; Tinamiformes; Tinamidae. The record is from RefSeq and is a predicted model, not a curated record.
AUGAAUUUUGAAUUUGAGAGGGAGAUCGGGUUUAUAAAUAGCCAGCCUUCGCUCGCAGAGUGCCUGACGUCUCUCCCCGCUGUCCUGGAGACAUUUCAAACUUCAUCAAUCAAGGAGUCGACAUUAAUUCCUCCUCCUUUUGAGCAAGCCGUCCUCAGCCUGAAUCCUUGUUUCAGCAGCCAGGCAAGACCGAGGAGCCAAAAAAGAGCAUCCCAUGGCCUGGGGCAGCCGCCGCCCACGCCGCCCGGCUCCGCAGCGGCCGAAUUCCCCUGGAUGAAGGAGAAGAAACCGUCCAGAAAAGCGACCCCGGCUCCAUAUUCCUCUUCAUCCUCUUCCCCGCCAGCGCCUUCCUCGGUGCCGGUGUCCGCCGCGGGAGCUGCUGCAGAAAUACAGGGCCUGGGCGACGGUAGCGGCUCGCGGCGGCUUCGCACGGCCUACACGAACACGCAGCUCCUGGAGCUGGAGAAGGAAUUCCACUUCAACAAGUACCUGUGCAGGCCGCGGCGCGUCGAGAUCGCCGCCCUGCUCGACCUCACCGAGCGCCAAGUCAAGGUUUGGUUCCAGAACCGGCGCAUGAAGCACAAGAGGCAAGCGCAGCACAAGGAGCCCCCCGACGGCGACGUGGCCUUCCCCAGCCUGGACGAGGGCAGYGACCCCGCGGACGAGGCCGAGGAGAGCCCCGCGCUGGGGCGGGCUGCGCGGGGCGGCGCGGAGCGGGGCUACCCGACGGGCCGGCGCUCAGCCGCGCUGCCGGAGCCGCUCGCGCUCCCGGCGGAGCCGCCGCCCGAGGGGCUCCCCGACGGCCUCUCCCUGCACAGCCCCGUGCACCUCUCCGAGGAGGAACUGGACUUCUUCACCAGCGCGCUCUGCACCAUAGACCUGCAGCCGCUCGACUUCCUGUAG